Molecule: messenger RNA, 508 nt
Organism: Argentina anserina (silverweed cinquefoil)
Lineage: Eukaryota; Viridiplantae; Streptophyta; Magnoliopsida; Rosales; Rosaceae
Exons: 2
Coding region: 125-322 (65 amino acids)
Source: RefSeq, a predicted model, not a curated record
CAAGAAACCAGGUACGCUUUACCAGCUCCUCUCUUUCUCUGUCUCCCCCGUUUUUUUCUUGCAAGAAAGCUUCCAACUUUGCCAAGGAAUCGAGUUAUAUUUGACUUUUAAGGCAGCAUAAGAUAUGGCAAUAAAGCCAACAGUUGCCUUGAGAGCUAUGCUCGUGGGAGGAAUAGCAGCAUUUGCAAAAGUAGCCGGUGCAAUGAAGGCGGCAGGUGGUGUAAAGCUUGGUUUAGCCGCAGGUGCCAUGUCGGCAGCUGCAAGUGCUGUUUUGUCAUCAAAGCAAGAAUCUAAGGAUGACUCGAAGCAGCCUUCAAAAUGAUGUUUUUUUUUCUUUUGAUGUAAUUGUAACCUGUACUUUCUGUAGCAUAGGUGUUGGCUGCCCCGCUGUGUUUGUUGGGACGUGUGAGCAAAAUUGCUGCAUUUGAGUUGUAUUCAAUGUGAUUUUGAAUGCAAGACGAUGCUGAGACACUUGAAAUAAAAUAAGUGGCUCUUUUUUGUCCUGAAA